GAGCGAGGACGGGACAUGGAGCAUGAAGCGAAGAAAGGGAAAAAGGGGUUCGUGUCUCCCAUCAAGAGGCUGGUCUUCCCGAAGGCAGCCCGGCGGCAGGCCCUCAAAAGCACAGUGUACCGGCGCCCACUGCACUCGGUCCCGCUGUACCCACCGGACUAUCUCAUCGACCCACAGAUCCUACUGCACGACUAUGUCGAAAAGGAAGUGAAGUUUUUAGGUCACCUGACCUGGGUGACCACUUCCUUGAAUCCCUCCAGCCGCGAUGAGCUCUUGCAGCUACUGGAUACUGCGAGGCAGCUGAAGGAGCUUCCUCUGAAGACGACCCCCGAUCAGGACAGCAUCUUGAGCCUUUCAGCGCGCUGCCUGCUUCUGACCUGGAGGGACAACGAGGAGCUCAUCCUGAGGAUCCCGACACAUGAGAUUGCUGCGGCUUCCUACCUGCGGGAUGAUGCUUUGCACCUCCUGGUGCUCAAGACAGGCUUAGGUGUUGACCCGGUCCCUGCGGGGGGCAGCUUGGACAUCUAUCCAGGAAUCAUGCAGGAGAAGAAGUUCCCAGGAGGACCGGCUGAGAAGAGGCCGAUGGAGGCGCGGCAGCUGGGAGGCACCAUGGAGCGGCGUCAUACCAUCUGCAGCUUGGACUGGAAGAUGGCCCGGAGCGCCGGGCAGGAGGGGCGGCCGAGCGGCAGCGGUGGGGGCAGCCUGGAGCGGAAGCAGGGCACGGGCAGCUGGGAGAAGCGGCAGCCGGCCGGGGGCAGCCGGCCCUUCGGGAGCUGGGAGCGCAGGCAGACCUACAGCGGCAGCUGGGAGCGUCGGGCUGGUGUGGGCAAAGCCGGAGGCAGCUGGGAGUGUCGCCAGGCCAACAAGGCGGGGGGCAGCUGGGAACGCCGACAGACCUACAGCGGCAGCUGGGAGAGAGGCAAGACUUGUGGCAGCUGGGAGCGCCGGCACAUGGGAAACAACCCCCUGGACCCCAAGGAGCCCUGCCCUGAAGCCUACUGCAACCUCAUCAUCCUGGCUGUGGCUAACAGAGACACAGCCGAGGAAUCGUGUGCUCUGAUCUGCCAGGUUUUCCAGAUAAUAUACGGGGACCAAACCAUUGAGUGUGUGGAUCGGGCCGGCUAUCACUACACGUCCACCCCAAAGCGUCCUUGGCUAUCCAGCCGGAGUGAGAGCUGUCGGACUGAUGGGACUUACGGAUACGAUGCAGAUUUCAGCUGCUGCAGCUCCUUUGACGGCUCCCACGAAACCUUUGAAGCCUACGGCAGCGGUUCUUCCUCCCCUUCCUUUCACCGAUCGCAUCACAGCCUCGCAACGGCGUACAGCGGAAGCGACCAAAGCAGCACCGGCCGGGAGCAACUGCAAGACUACAUGGUCACGCUGAGAAACAAACUAACCCCGCAGGAGAUCCAACAGUUUGCAUUAUUGCUCCGGGAAUACCGCAUGGGGCUGGCCGUGGAAGGAUACUGUGCAGGCCUGCUCCACCUCUACGGAGAAAAGCGGAAGUUUCUUCUGCUGGGCAUGCGGCCGUUCAUUCCUGAUCAGGACAUUGGCUACUUCGAGAGCUUCCUGGAGAACAUCGGGAUCCGGGAAGGGGGCAUCCUGACAGACAGCUUUGGGCGCAUCAAACGCAGCAUGAGCAACACCUCCGCCUCGGCCGUGCGCAGCUACGACAGCUGGUCCCUCCGCUCCGAUUCGGAGUCCUUCAACCGCAUGAUCACGGACAUCACCCACGACAUCGAAGCCUUGGCGCGUGACGAAGAGGAAGAGGAGGACAUUGAGGAGGACCACGAAGACAACUACCUGUGAGGCGAAGCCAGCCCAGGCCUGAGAGGAGGAGGAG
Messenger RNA from Elgaria multicarinata webbii, 1843 nucleotides. It is a transcript of the gene CCM2L, whose product is annotated as CCM2 like scaffold protein. The transcript is spliced from 10 exons. Bases 16 to 1809 code for a protein of 597 amino acids. NCBI's taxonomy places the organism in Eukaryota, Metazoa, Chordata, Lepidosauria, Squamata, Anguidae. Gene Ontology annotation, biological process: heart morphogenesis. The record is from RefSeq and is a predicted model, not a curated record.